GCCAGUCUGCUGGAGGCUAUGCACUGCUGCGGUCCGCUACACAUACUCUUCUAGUAAAAAUCAUUCGAUUUCACUUGAUCUGAUACAUCGUUACAUCUGUGGAUUACUUCGAAUUUUCGCUAUCUAGUGUUUCAACGGUUUUAGUGAUAGUGCGUUUUCAAAAGGAACCGAUUUUUGUGAAUCUUAAAGGCUUCUUUAUUCAUCCCGCGCUUAUUGACGCCGGUCUUUUUCAACAACAGGUGCAAACAUGAAAAAGACAAAAAGUUGUACUAGCGGAUGGUGGGUCGUGUUACUGACAGCCACGCUGGCAGUGGGCGCCCUGGCCGAUGCAGGUGUUGGUCUCUUUAACGCGAGGUUGAAACAAGUCAUCACCUCGAGCACUCUUAAAUGGUCUAACUUAAAGAAAGAAUCGAUGGAAUAUUAUGUCACAGGAGCAGAUUCGGAACAAGGUCCCAUAUAUCUGUGCAGAACUCGUCACGAAGGUGAUAUGUUACUGGGACAGCUCAGACCGGACUACACUUCCUGUGCAGUGUCGGGGAGUAAGAGCUAUAAACUAUUUGAAGUAUUAGAAAAUAUCGAAAAUGCCUCAUUAAUUAUGUGGAAUUCUUGGAAUAAAUUUAUUUCGAAACCAAGCGGUGCAAUCGUGGUGGAUUCUUCUGUUGAUUCUGUUUUCAUAGGUCGAAUUAAAGCUGACAGUGGAUUUUCACAUAAUAUUGGAAGGAUUAUUUAUGAAAGUACUGUUGGAUUAUUGAUCACUUUCGACGAUAGAAAUAAGGAACUAGAAGAAAACAGCGGGGAAAUUCUAGUAGAAAUUGAACCACUGAGUUAUAAAUUGGAAAACGUCGAGUUGGACUUAGAGACUCAGCACGAACGACAAAGCGAUCCUCAAGUUUACGAGGAACGAAUUUUAAGAAACGAUGGCGAUGUCGCUGCCACUGUCACGACCGAAAUUGAAUACAAAUAUAAUUACACCUUGUCUUGGGGCCACGGACACGGAAUCGCUAUCGGGCUGAAUACGACCAUCGAGAUGAGCGAUGGUACUUUAGAACAACAAAUAGAAUGGGCUAAUCCAUUUUCCGAAGAAAGAAAAGAAUUGUAUAAAAUAGAAAAAUACCUCGAACCAGGAACUGCUUGCAAUGUAACAUUCAGAGGCAAUAACACAGAUCGCGACGUACAGUACACGGCUAAAUUGGUAACCUUCUACAAAAACAACAAUGCGCGAUCGAGGCAAAUGAGGGGUGAACGAAACGAGAAUACGGUCGAAGUGGAAGCUAUCUACGGUGAAAUUUACUAUACUGUGAACAACACCCUUGUACCGACAACGACGACGACCACGACUACAACCACAACUACCACUACCACUACCACUGAAGCGCCGGCGCCACAGCCACCAGCUAUAGAAGGAAACGAUGUCGGUAUGAUUAUGGACAGCAACGAUAUAUCAGGAGACAGUGGCGAGGAUAUGGUAAAAGCGCCACCCGUGAAGGAAGAUAUCAAUAGGUCUGUGGUCGGAGGUCUCGGUAGUAAUCCCAACGGCGCCACUAGCUAUAGGAUUGUCUCUUUAACAUUACUCGUAUCAAUGUUCACUCUUUUGCUAUAAUUUCUUUGCCACAUAUAUAGCUUUCCUUGUAAAUAAAAAAGAUUAUAUCAUUGACAUGUUAGUUGCUUCACAUUGUUGUAUAUGCGGCAACUAAGCUUUAUGCCGUUGUUUAUCCGAGAAUAGGUUAGUCCAGCUCGGUACUUUAUGUAAAUAAUAUAUUAAAAAAAGGUUUUGUUUACAAGACAUUCCUGUUAAAUUUUUCAUUCCAAUUGUAAAAAUUGAAGACCUUUAACAUCUCAUUGUAUAUAGAUUUUGUAAAUAGUUAAGAGUAUGGAAGUCGCAGAGCGACAACAAAUAUCUUUACGGCGGAAGAGAAUCGAUCAGGUAUGUCGGUUGGAAAAUAGCUAAAAUAUAGCACUGUUACCAGUCCACAAAUACAUUUUCAGUUGUAAAGAGAAAUGGCUAUAAAAAUAAAGCGAAUUGUUAUUUUAAAAAAUGUAAUAUAUACAAGACAGUGAUUUAAAUAAUUUAACGGUAUGACGAAAAUAUAUCAACUAGUUUUUUGUUUGAGGAAAGAUGUAAUGUACCUUAUGAAUAUAUAUAUACGUUUACAUUUUUGGGUCACUAAUAUCAUACCUUGCUUACAUUAGACAAAUUACUUGUAAUGUUCUGAAAAGAUCUUAUUAACCUUUGAUCUAUUUUCGUUGGUCUAUUUUUAAAAGAUACGUCCCACGACACUUUGUAUCACGACGCAUUGAAAAUCCGAACGAAAAUAGUAUUUAAUCACUCUCUACAAUACCUCUGUCGAUUUCUAUUUUAAUAUUUUAAGUUAUUUUAAGACAAGAUUAUAAAAUCAGACAGAAUAAAAUAUAUCAUUCGUAUUUUAAAACUUUUAGCGGUAGAUAUUUAAUUUAUUUGUUGUUUUAGGUUAGUGUGAAAAAAUGAAACAAGUAUACACUUAAGUUCCGUACAUGUAUUAUUGAGAAAUAUUUAAACAUAACUAUAACUUUGUUAUUACCAAAGUUACAUUACUUUAAAAGUCUACCUAAUUAUAAGAGUAAUAGUUUAUGGAACAGUAGCUUCCUGUUGAGCGAUGCAUCAAUAACGUACACCAAUUAGCUGAUAAAUUAACUGUAAGUUUUAUGUUGCUUAGCUGUGUAUCGUGAAGUGAAAAGAAUGAAUAUUUUUAUAUGGACAAAUGUGGGACCGGUGCGCGCCUAUUACAGUAGUGACAACUGCGCAUCUGCCCUCACAUUAUUAUAAUUAUUAUAUGUAUGUACUAUGUAAACCCUAAAUUAAUGUAACCAUUCAUACAUCGUAGUGUCAUUAUUAAAAUCACGUGUCCAUAGAAUUGUAAAACGAUUAUUGUUAUGUGAUUUAUAUUUAGUAUCAAAUUUUGAAUCUCAUUAUUAACGUUAUUUGUAAAGAUCAAUAUCCCACCUAGCGUAACAUUAUCGAGUAAGAUUAGAAUUACUACAAAUUUUAUCAUUGAAAUGUAUUCAAAUAUUGAGAGAUGAUGCGUAAGCUUGUAUCACAUGAUUGCCUGCAACGUAUGUUAUAGAUAGCGAUGACUCGAAUAAAUAAUAUUAUAUAUUGUAUUUUUUCAAAUUUUAUAUUGCAUUUGAAUUGUAAUCGUGUAAUUCUCAUUAUAAAAGGCACGUUUCGUAUUCGUUAAACAAAUGAACCUAUUGGUGUAUCAUAAAUUAUUCGCUUUAUAGAAAGUCCUUUUGUCAAAAUUAAUAUUUAUACUUGAAUCUCAACCAUCAAGAUUGUUUGCGAAGCAUAAUUGUGAUGUUCUAUGUAAGUUUUGUUUUCAAUCAUUAAAGUGUAAUUAUAAAAAAGGCUUAUUAUUUUUCAUUUAACGAUAUUAAUGGAGCACUCAAAAAGUGAAAAUUGUAAUUUGUAUUAUACGAAAAUAUAACCAUA
Melitaea cinxia (Glanville fritillary) is the source of this 3466-nucleotide messenger RNA. It is a transcript of the gene uzip, whose product is annotated as protein unzipped. NCBI's taxonomy places the organism in Eukaryota, Metazoa, Arthropoda, Insecta, Lepidoptera, Nymphalidae. Bases 248 to 1600 code for a protein of 450 amino acids. The record is from RefSeq and is a predicted model, not a curated record. The transcript has 3 exons.